GAUAGAUAGAUAGAUAGAUUUAAUUAUGUGAAGGCUGAGGGAAUUUAAAACGUCGCAAUGGUUUUAUUUUGAAACUCCGGAGCGGCACUUCCUGUCAGCACAGGUAGCUUGACACGUAGCUGCACUGAGUCUCCUUGCUGCCGCUGAUAAAACGGUCCAGUGCAGGACUUUCUCCUCCAUCACUUCCUUCUUUUGAGCAAUGUGUUGUCAAGCAGGGAGGUGUGAGGAGCGUGGCUCUUCACUCCGCCUCGCUGCUCCAGAGUCAUGGCGGAGCGGACAGUGAGGAGGAAGCAGCGAACGGAGCUCAGCGGCUCCCCAGAAGCGGCUCAGACGAGGAAAGGAUCCACGUUACCUGCAGCACGACCACAACUACUGACGGAGUACAAUGGUGACGGCGUCUAAACUUUUCCGCACGUCUUCAGCUCUUGUCACGGAUGGCCGGCUUAACUUUUCACUGACUGACAUUCUUCUAAUCUGGAUGGGAUCGUAGCGACGCAGAGUUUGUUCUGCUUUUCUCCUCUUGCAGGACGUCUGUCCGGUAAAGCUGUCUGCCUCGGGCGGAAAUCUGGCGCACUGUCCCGCAGUGGCUCGUAGAGCGCCUCUUUAAUAUUUCAAAGCCGAAUCAGUGGAGCUUAACAUGGGGGCAAAGCAGAGCUGCCCGACUGCUAAUCCAGCUGCUAACGGACGGACCAGAGCCUACUCCGGCUCGGACCUGCCUUCCAGCACGUCCAGCAGUAACGGCAGCAACAUUGCCAGGACGACCGGCGGGGGGUGAGACCAUGCGUACGGUGCGUCCGGAGCCUCCGGAGCCACGUCCAGCACCAACCAGCAGCUCGGAGCCAGGGCCAGGUCUGUGGGGGGCUCCGGGGGCUCCGGUCCCAGACCCCAGUCCGGCAUCAACAUUCCGAACAGCAGCGGAGCCUACAGCUCCCCGGAGUCCGGCGGCAGCAGCCCGGAGGAGGCGGCGGACAGGGAGCGAUCCGGCGGAGGACAGGAGCGUCGGCGGCUGCUGAUAGGAUCAUUACCAGCACACCUCUCACCUCAUCUGUUCGGAGGCUUCAAGUGCCCUGUGUGCUCCAAGUUUGUGUCAUCAGAUGAGAUGGAUCUUCACCUGGUUUUGUGUUUAACCAAACCCAGAGUGACAUACAAUGAGGACGUCCUGACGAAGGAUGCUGGAGAAUGUGCAAUAUGCCUGGAGGAGCUGCAGCAGGGAGACACCAUCGCCCGCCUGCCCUGCCUCUGCAUCUAUCAUAAAGGCUGUAUCGAUGAGUGGUUUGAAGUGAACAGAUCAUGUCCCGAGCAUCCAUCAGAUUAAAGCUUUUUUGCACAGGUACCACACCAUGAGAGGGAUCUACGAAAUGAAACUGUGGAUCCAGAGAGACUGCUGGACACUGUGACCACUGUGAUCAGUUACACCCCCCCCCCCCCCCCCCCCCCUCCAACCACCCACCCAAUAAUGUAGUACCACAGUGUGCCAAAUCUCAUUUAAGCAAUCUUCAGGGAUACAGACUUUAUGUUUAUGUUUGAGUUGCACAUCACGCUCAGUCUCUGAGUGGACGGACUCACAUCCACCUCACAUCCUCUCCAACCCUGAUAGGCAGGGCAUUAUGGCAGGCAGGGCUCUUCUUCCUGAGAGGCAGAUGUCUCCUGAUUGUACACCAGGACAGUGCACCAGGACGGGAGGAGUGGAUGUGGUCGUGGAGGGGGUGUGAUGGUGGGUUACCCCCUCCGAUUUCGUCCCUCCCCUCCUCUUUCAGCAUCAGUGUCUCCCAGUGCCUUGUUGCAGUGACGGCCAGCACCCAGCAGGGUGGGACAGAGGAGUCCAGACUGGACCAGCAGGACCAUCUCACCACAACUGCCAUUCUACCACAGCAGGAGAAACAAGCCAGAGACGGUCUGUCUGCAUCUGCAGCUUUUCAGAACUGAUGAACUGUUGCAAAAAUGGUGCCAAUCAACUGUGAAUAUUGUCAAACACACAAUCAUCAGUGCUUUUUGAUCAUUAACCAUGAAUGGAGGUCUUCAGGUACAAAAACCUGACCCUAACAGCUACCAGCCUAAAUACUGCACCAGGAUAAAGAAGAAACAGCUCAGUUUCUUGCUAGAAUGAAAAAAAAAAAGUUCUUGUUUGAACUUGAUCCUCUUUAUGUCAUAACGAGGUAUUUUCAUGUGACAACGAUAUGCGAUGGCAUGAGGGAGCUGCUCUAUAGUAUAUCUAGCAUAGAUCUGAAUUUAAACCUACCUCCCACCAAUUAAAUAAUUCUAAUUGGACUGCAAUAAAAUGAUUAACUCAACAACAACAUAAAUAGCUCAAACAUAUACAAAGCACAGAUAACAGCUUAAAACUAAUGGAAUCUUGAAAACUAAAGCAACAAAAAAUUUAAAAAGACAUAUUUGAAGCAGUGAUUUAAUAUGUUAGUGACUCUGCAAGUCUCAGAUGCUCAUAGUUUCAAAUCAAAACUCCAGAAGAAGAGAAAGUGACAUGUAGGACCACGUCAUCUGCAAAAAGCAGGAGGCAGUCCUGAGGUCACCCAGCUGGAUGACAUGUCUGCACAAGAACAACAGCAAAAAUAUCUUGUUCUAACAUGAAUAGGAUCAUGUCACAAGAAACUUUUCACAUCAGAGAUAAAGUCAGAAAAAUUGUGGACUUUGAGUUAAGUUUUUUUAUUUUAUUAUUUUCUCUUUUGUGUCACAUUUUCUUUGUGUUACUUCUGGAAUAAUUAGCUUUUGUUGUUUUCACCAAGUCUGUCAAACUCAGAUUUGAUCUGAGUGGGCUUUGUAUGAAUUAUUGCAUUUUAUCAUAUUAGCAGCAAUUGCAAGUAAAAUGGUUCCCACUUAGAGCAAAGUAAGCAAAAAAGAAAACCAAGUCUCUCCACAUUUGCCAGUAAGCAUCAAUGUCUGGACUGAUGUAUCCAGUGAUUUUCCCUAAGUGUGAACCAGUUUACUCAGAUCAAAUUGCAGGUUUUACUGGUUUCAGGGGACCAGAUAACCAAGAAUGAGAAUGUGAGCUUCUACAAUAACAUUAGCUACAAUGUUCUGCUAAAAAUCUGUGCGGUGAAGAGGUUGUCAUCAUGCUGGGAGUCAGUAACCUGUUGCUCAGUUAUUGGUUUGUGAAAUAGAUUAUAACAGACUGAUCUCGGGUCCUGGCAGCUUCAAUCAAACUUCAAUCUUAGUGCUGAGUUUGAGUAAACUUGGCCGAGACACAGAACUGGAGAGACACUGGAAUUACUGGACCUGACACGCUGAGCCAGACUGCUUGGAGUUGGGUUGCCUGAAGACCUCGCAAAGGAACAAGAGUGUACAGACUUCUAAUCCAGUGGAAAAACUAUCUCAGAUAUGGAUUUCACAGACUAGUUCCUUUUCAACCCUCGAAGAUGAGCUCAUCAGUGAAAUUAAUGGGAUCCAGGGUUUGUGUUGAUCCCAAAGCUCCAAAACUUGUGUGGAAUUUACCAUUUCCUCCACAACCUCUUUUUUCCAUGACUCCAGCACUGAAUUCACUGCUUGUCCCACCACCCUGAAGACUGUUUUUAUGCUGGAAAAUCAAAUAAGCUCCUUCAUUACUUCCUAAUAGCAACUUUAAUAGUGGUAUUGUGUGAUCACAGACUCAUGGGGGGUCUUAAUGAGGGCCAGAGAUGACGUUGCCUUUGAAAAACGUUGCUUAAUGAGAGGAAGUACUAUACCAUAUGGUCUUUACUGCCCUUUAUUCUAUACCUCUCUUUGUCUCUUUAAAGUUAUCUCUAGGUACGAGAAGCACAGUCUGUAAACAUGCAGCAAUAGAAAUCUUAAUGUUAGCCAACACAAACGUAUUUAGGACAGACUGAGCAGUGUGCAUCAACUACUGUAUAUGAACCACAUGCAUGCAGGCUUUUUUUUUUUACAGCCAGUCAGCAGAGCAGUUGAUAUUCCAGAUCAGUGGAGUUAGCAGUGGUUAGUCAUUUGUUGGGUCCCUAAUCUAUAUCUUCCUCACAGGCAGGAACAGGUAUGUACAACAUCAAACUCCUCACAACAUUAAAAAAAAGCUACUCUUGAACAAUGACAGCAGAGCAAAUUUGUUCAUUUGCAGCUCAGAAACACAGAUGUGCUGUUAUGUACACUACCGUUUAAAAGUUGGGGUCACCCAGACAAUUUCAUGUUUUCCAUGAAAACUCACACUUUUAUCCAUGUGCUAACAUAACUGCACAAGGGUUUUCUAAUCAUAAAUGAGCCUUUUAGCACCAUUAGCUAACACAAUGUAGCAUUAGAACACAGGAGUGAUGGUUGCUGGAAAUGUUCCUCUGUACCCCUAUGGAGAUAUUCCAUAUAAAAUCAGCCGUUUCCAGCUACAAUAGUCAUUUACCACAUUAACAAUGCCUACACUGGAUUUAUCAUUCAUUUAAUGUUAUCUUCAUUGAAAAAAAAAACUGCUUUUCUUUAAAAAAUAAGGACAUUUCUAAGUGACACCAAGCUUUUGAACGGUAGUGUGCAUCAUAUAAUACUUUCAUUUAAACCACUGCAGAUAUUUUCAGUAUACAGUUCUUCAAAGGCAAAAUACAGUAGCCAGAUAUUUGUUUUUGACCCAUUAGAAAUAUGUCAUUUCAGAGAAAACAGCUUUUGAAAUGUGGAGUAACUGAAAAACAAAUCAAAAACGAAUGCAGCAUGUGUACAAUGCACACUUAAUCUCUGCAUUCUCUGCUGUGGAAAGUCACAGUUGAAGUUAAAGUCUAGAUAACUAACUUUUUAUAGGAAGACAGCUGACUUCACGACUAAAGUCAGAGUGCUGUGGAAAUGGCCACUUAAAGCCAUGUUUUGACUCGUGAAUUUGAAGUGAUUUGGUGGUUAAUGGUGGCAUAUUGAACUGCACUGAGUUGUCAGUUAAUGCGUUGAUUUUAAAAUAAUUAUUCAGACAGAAACUUAGUAGACUGUAAGUCAUAAUUAAAGUAAGGAGAAUUUUCCUAAACAGAAUUGUUCAAAUGGACCGCGUGCUGAGAGAACACAGCUGGUUGGUAGAUGCUGCAGAAUGCCACCUGCUGUGAGCUAUGAGAUGAAGUGAAGACUCCAGUGCUGUACGACUGUUUCUCUGCUGACUUUUUUCCUGUGCCCUGCAAGUUAUAUUACGGUACACAGGACUAUUAUUUUGUAGAAUCUUGUAUUUGAUUCAUUUAAAAGACACAACAGAGCUGCACCAAUUAGAGAACAAUUUUAAAAAAUAGUCCUUUUAAUAAUUUUUCAAACAAAAUUGAUGCUGACAUUUCAAAUUUGCUGCAUUUUUUUUUGUUUUGUAUGAAAACAAACUCGAUAUUUUGUAGUUUGACUUUUUGUAAGACUUUUUUUUACAUCUCACACAUUAAUACAGAAAUAAAAUUCAAGUCUCUGGAAUGAAAAGAAAGCAGACUUCUGAUCCUCCCACCUUUAUAGUCUUGUAAUUUCCAUGCAGUCCCUUUAAGGAGCGUUAGGAUCCCUUGAGAUGAAUGUUUGACCUUUUGCUGCAGACUGAAAGUUGUUUUAUGAAAUGCCAUUGCCUUCCCCUGUUUUUUGAAUGUAUUUAAACUUUUGCCAUUAUCUGGGUGGGAUGACAGUGAGGUAUCUGUGCGGGUCACUGGAGAAGAGAUGGAAUCAACUUUGGAGUUUUGGAAUCCACCCCAGGACACUUAGGACUACUCCUUAAUCACAACCUACACCUGACAGCCACCCAGAGAUUAGCUGAGUCAUGUAAUGCACAGUUCGUCCACACGGUGGCGCUGUGGCUCCAUGGAGCUCCUCUCUGCAGCGUGUGGAGGUGGGACCGGUGUGGACUCUUUCUGAUCACUGUCUCUGUUUUGUAGCAAUAGUGUGAACAUGUGGCUGGUUGAUGGAUGUCUAACAGGGCUCAUGCUGUACCUUCACUCUAAUCUGACUCAUGCAAUCCAUUAUUACCGAUCAGCUUUUUUUUUCAUAACUUGAUUACACAGCUGAUUUCUGUGAGCAGGUUUGACACUGACUGUCUUUUUAUUUUCUUCCUGUGAAUUUAAGAGCAAAAGUGCAACAGAUCUGGCCUUAAUAGAUAUGACAAUGACAUUUCA
Acanthochromis polyacanthus (spiny chromis) is the source of this 6035-nucleotide messenger RNA. RefSeq names its product zinc and ring finger 2b (gene znrf2b). The record is from RefSeq and is a predicted model, not a curated record. Lineage: Eukaryota; Metazoa; Chordata; Actinopteri; Pomacentridae.